Penicillium arizonense is the source of this 546-nucleotide messenger RNA. Its product is annotated as hemerythrin domain-containing protein. The record is from RefSeq and is a predicted model, not a curated record. The transcript has 2 exons. The coding region runs from base 1 to 546 and encodes 181 amino acids. Lineage: Eukaryota; Fungi; Ascomycota; Eurotiomycetes; Eurotiales; Aspergillaceae.
AUGGUUUCCAAGAAGAACAUGCCUCCAGCAUCUGACUCCAGCGAGCCUCUGCCGGCCCUGUCCCCUAGCGAUUUCCGAACUUAUAACCGAAUGUCAGAACAAAUGGAAGCAUUUCAUAGCCAUUUCCGUUUAACAUGGAACCAACUGUGGGAGGCUUGUAACAGUACUGGAAAGCGACCCGGUGGUCUGUCGGCUCGUCAAAUGAUCAUGAUGGGGCUGCAGUUCUGCUCGCAGUUGGAUUUCCACCACUCUAUCGAAGAACAACAUAUUUUUCCCGUGCUGGCAAAGAAGAUGCCCGAAUUCCGGAAAGAGCUUGAACUGUUGAGCCAGCACAAGCAGAUUCAUGCUGGACUUGAGAAGCUUGAGAAGUACCUUGGAGAUUGUCGUUCUGGCGAGGAAGACAUGCGCCGUGAAGAGGUGAAACGUUUGAUGGAAGGAUUUGGAGAGGUCCUGUGGACGCAUUUGGAUCAGGAGGUGCAGACUCUACGCGCAGAGAACAUGCGCAAAUUCUGGUCGCUUGAGGAGAUGCGUCGCCUGCCUAUGUGA